This is a messenger RNA of Clonostachys solani, 1395 nucleotides long. The record is from the annotation of a GenBank genome assembly. Lineage: Eukaryota; Fungi; Ascomycota; Sordariomycetes; Hypocreales; Bionectriaceae.
AUGGAUUCAGUUUACUGCUACUGCACCUCCUGUGAUGGCCGGAUAGGCUCCGUGUCAAACCACUGGAUCAAAAUCGGCAAGAAUUACUUGACACCAGCGCUGCAGAGCAACGUCGACUUUGAUGUGACGACAUCACAGAAGAUCCGUAUCGGCGAGAAAGACACACUCCUCGAUAGAUGUGGAUUACAGAGCACCCAGUGUGCGAUAUGUGCUUCAACCCUGGGAAUGAAGACUGUAUUCGCGCCAUCAAAUCAUGUCCUCUGCCCUGGCCAAUUCAUAUUCCGAACGUCGGCACUGGUCUUGAAAGAAACGCCGGACGCCGCCGGCACCAUCAAACCGGGGAUCAAACGCAGCUUAAAGUUGAAAGAAGACGUGGAAACUUCCAAUGCUCUCGUUUCUCAGCCUUCAGCUAAAGACUCAUAUGCUAGACCUGAACCCAGGAGCUUCUCUUCUGUCAUGAUGCAUGAUAUGAAUUUGGUUCAACUCCAAGUUGACGUCGACGCGCAACGAGACGACAUUCAACGCAUCAAUGAUACUGGAGCAAAUGUUGUAUCUUCGUUCCAUGGAUCAAUGUCUCAGCUAGAGAGGCAGGUCCUAAGGCUUACAGAUUCCCUCCAAGCGAUGAAAGAGGACUGGAAGCGACAGCAGGAUGAACUUGGCUCUGUCAAAUCUGAGCUGAACCGGUACAAGUCGAAACCAAAUCGCAAAAGCGGCUCUAUUUCCGAUCCGGAGACGACAAGUCUUCGGAACGAUUUGUCUUCGUUGAGACGAGAGCUGACACGGGUCCGUGAAGAAAAUGCUCGCCUGAGGGAUGAGGCCAUCGAGACGCGGGACCUUGCGAGACAGGGGAUUUUCGCUGCCAAAGAAUGCGCGUUGGAAGUCGCCGCCUUGAGGCGACAAUUGGGCGGACAGACCGAUACCUCGGCCAAACCCCCGGUUACCCGACCUUCAAAGCCAGCAGCAUCUCCGAGGCGCCCCUCAGCCCCGAAAUCAAAGCCUAUAGAAAUUAAACGGGACGGAGAUCUGACAGAUGAAGACCUCCCUGCUGAAACCAGUAGCAAACCACCAGUUUCUUCCGAGGAUACCGUUCUACUGCCUCGACUCCACGAUACAAAGCAGUCGAAGCCUGGCCACAAACGCACUCUGAUGGAUUUGAUAGAUGAGGAUGACGAGGACGAGGUUGACCUGGUCACGACACCAAAACGUGCUGCUCAUAGCAUAGACCCCGACCUGAACCCCAAUGCAGAAUCCUCGUAUAUCAAAGGGUUAUGGAUGUCCUCUUCGCCCAUAGCUGGAGAUCCUGACUUGGACAAGGCUGUUCAGGAUCAGACAAAUUCUGGACUUUUGAACAAGAAAUCGAAAAAGGGGGGCCUCUUGAGUUUCGGUAAACGGUAG